Molecule: messenger RNA, 840 nt
Organism: Colletotrichum tamarilloi
Lineage: Eukaryota; Fungi; Ascomycota; Sordariomycetes; Glomerellales; Glomerellaceae
Exons: 5
Coding region: 1-840 (279 amino acids)
Source: RefSeq, a predicted model, not a curated record
AUGGGAAGAGUCGCGAUCGUUGGUGGUACGGGAAUGGAUUAUGAUAAUCCAUCAUCCAUUCGUAACGCAUUCCGCGGCGUUGACACUGUGUUAUCCUUUGUUGCGACGGCGGAUAGUGACGAAGGAUUCGAAGUGCAAAAGAAGUUGAUCGAUACGGCGAUUGAGAUGGGCGUGAGGAGAUUUGCACCCUCAGAAUGGGCGGCUGCGAACCAGAGCCAGAUCGCACAUUACCAAUUCAAGGAUCGAACCCAGAAGUACCUAGAGGAGGUGAAUCAAUCAAAAGAGGCAAGCGUCAUAGAGUAUUGUCUCUUCCAGCCUGGAUUUUUCACCAACUACUUUGCUCAUCCCUAUGCAACUACUCAACACUUUGCCAUGUUUGGCAUGUUCGUGGACUUUGAGCAACGACGGGCAAUCAUCAUUGACAAUAGCGUUGCCAAACUUACACUAACUACUGUUGAAGAUCUUUGCGCAACGGUUGCAGAUGCCCUGGACUACGAAGGAAAAUGGCCGACAAUUGGUGGUAUGAGUGGAUCCACGAUUGAUGUUGCUGGCUUGAUCGCUCUUGGCGAAUCGAUUCGCGGAGGGCCCUUUCAAGUCGACAGAGUGUCUCUGAAAGAUGUGCAAGACAACACCUUCAGCACGACAUGGGUCCCAAUGAUUGAACAUCCCGGCGUGUCAGUUGCAAUGCGCGAGGCUGUCUCAAGGAAUGUUUUACGUGAAUACCUACUUGGGAUCGAAAGAGGGGCCUGGUCGGUAACUGAUGAGUGGAAUCAUUGCCUAAAUCUCUCUUAUACAACUGCCGAGCAGUAUCUGCGGAAGUUUUGGGCAAAUAAACAAUAA